This is a messenger RNA of Aethalodelphis obliquidens (Pacific white-sided dolphin), 1778 nucleotides long. It is a transcript of the gene ADTRP, whose product is annotated as androgen dependent TFPI regulating protein. Gene Ontology annotation, cellular component: endomembrane system; membrane. The record is from RefSeq and is a predicted model, not a curated record. The transcript is spliced from 6 exons. Bases 134 to 826 code for a protein of 230 amino acids. Lineage: Eukaryota; Metazoa; Chordata; Mammalia; Artiodactyla; Delphinidae.
AAUCCCAGAGGGGUGUGUUACACAGUUCUCCUUCUCUGGCCCGGCCUGCCAUAGGACUUCCGCUGUCACCUGCGGAAGUACACCAGAGGGAAGCUACUUUGAGACCGUUACAGUCCCCUGGUCAGAGCUAGCCAUGACGAGGACUUCUACGUGCAUAUACCACUUUUUUGUUUUGAGCUGGUAUAUUUUCCUCAAUUUUUAUAUCUCACAACAAGGAGAGGAUCCGCGGAAAUCCGAAGUCUUUCUAAAUGGUGGACAAUGGAAGUACUUAACAUUCCUUAAUCUGUUCUUGCAGGCCCUUUUCUACGGGGUGGCCUGUCUGGAAGAUGUGCUGAAAAGAGCUGAAGGGAAAAAAGACAUUAAGUUCAUAACAGCCUUCAGAGACCUGCUUUUCACCACGCUGGCUUUUCCGAUAUCUGCAUUUGUAUUUUUGUCAUUCUGGAUCCUCUUUCUCUACGAUCGAGAACUCGUUUACCCUAAGGCCCUAGAUGGUAUCUUUCCAGUGUGGUUGAAUCAUGCAAUGCACACAUCUAUAUUGCCCUUCUCUCUGGCUGAAGUCAUCCUCAGGCCACACUGCUAUCCACUGAAGAAGAAAGGACUCACCUUGUUGGCUGUUGCUAGCCUUGCUUAUGUCAGCAGGGUUCUAUGGAUCUACUCUGAGACGGGUACAUGGGUGUAUCCCGUGUUUGCCAAACUCAGCCCAGUGGGUCUAGCAGCCUUCUUCUGUCUCAGCUACAUCUUUAGCGUCGGCAUCUACCUAUUUGGAGAGAAGCUCAACCACUGGAAAUGGGGUGACACGAUGCAGCCAAGGAAGAAGAGGAAGUGAUUAGACACCAUUUUCCAAGAACUAAGGAAGAAGAAAACAGGAGAGUUUUUUUCAUCUUUUUUUCUUCCUGGAGCAGGGAGGUGGUGGGGCAACACAGGAAGGUAAAAAGGACAGGGAAUGAUAUUUAAAUUUCAUAAGAGAGUUAUGAAGGUAGCUGAAUUUGAGGACUCUUGUCUUUUUAAAACUUUUACUGGACACACCCAAAACAAUUCCUGCUGUCACAGAAUUUGUUACAUCCGUCUGACCUCUGUGGAGGAUAGUCUGUGGUCAACACCUGGCCAAAAGCAAAAAAAACUCACGUAAAUGUGGUGUUAGAGAAUGUUUAGAGAGAGAAAGGAACUUAGGAUCGAUCACUCAAACUAUUCACUUCACAGAGGAGGAUGCUAAGGACCUAGAUGAGAAGUUACCUUCAUGAGGCCAAAGAAUUAGCAUCAGAACCAAAAUAAAAGCUUUUGUCUCCCAUAUCUUCUAACUCCCAGUCCUGGGCCAUUUUUGAAAAAUCCCUAUUUUCCUAAAAAGAGGCACUUUCAUAAGUUAGUUAUUUUCAUGGAUUUCUCAUCUAUUUUUUUCUCAGUCUAAAUGGAAAUGUAGGGAGGUGGCUGCUUCUGAAGUUGUCUGUCUACCUAGUAUAAUAGCAAAUUAACUGGGGCAAUGAGAAAAUAAGUUAUAAAAAAUAUUGGUAAAUCUGUCCCUCUUGUGAGCAAGCAUUUGGGGCAGGUAAACAUUGAACACAGUGAUAUUGUCAAAAUCUCUUCCAUUGGUAUAUUGAUUAAUUUGUCAAAUAAAUGUACAUUUUACUUGGGGAAUAAUCUGGAUGGGAGGUGAUAUGAUUAUGAUGACAGCUGAGACUGCUGUAAGUACAAAGCACUUGGCUGUGAUAGUUUACGGUUUAACAAAGCUGACCGUCACAUGAUUAACAAGCACAUUCAUGAACCCUGCUUUAAUUUUCCUA